Messenger RNA from Mus pahari (shrew mouse), 2630 nucleotides. RefSeq names its product nescient helix-loop-helix 2 (gene Nhlh2). Gene Ontology annotation, molecular function: DNA-binding transcription factor activity, RNA polymerase II-specific; RNA polymerase II cis-regulatory region sequence-specific DNA binding; protein dimerization activity. Lineage: Eukaryota; Metazoa; Chordata; Mammalia; Rodentia; Muridae. The record is from RefSeq and is a predicted model, not a curated record. Gene Ontology annotation, biological process: regulation of transcription by RNA polymerase II. The coding region runs from base 614 to 1021 and encodes 135 amino acids. The transcript has 2 exons.
AUUGUUGUUCCUGGGAACUGGGAGACACAAAGCUGAACAAAGCAUUAUCUUGAAGAAGAAGAAGAAGAAGAAGAAGAAAAAAAAUCACUUCUGAGCCCCUUCCAUCCCUGACCGCACUUCCCAGUUUCGCCCCAGCCCGAUUAAGGGAAGGCAAGGAGUCCUCAAGGAAUGGAAUUUUAUCUUAACCAUCUUUCUUAUUGAUUAUUCUGCUAUUAGAAAGUGGAGGAAUCGGGCCCUUUGAUGUGAUUGUUUUUAUCUCUGCAUCUCUUUUGUUAUUUAUAGAGCCCUGGGUGUGGGGAAGCGCGAGGUUUCAACACUUCGACUUAUAAAGAUCAACAACGAAUUUUCCUGAAAUGUUUAAGAAUAAUUAAAAGCAAACAAACAAACAAACGAGCGUUUUCAAUCCAUCCACUAAGUGAACAACCAUACACCCGCUAAGACACCGCAGCUCGCCGUGGUGGUCGGGGAGAUGACAGCUGCUUUUUCGUCUGCGAAUGUAAUAAAUAUUGGCUGCUUUUAAUAUUUGCCAGGAUCUCUCCUCCUUGUUUCCUGGAAUUUUAACUUUAAAAGAUUGACGAAAAGAUUAUUGACAGGGCUCUUGCAAGCCUCCAAAAUGAUGCUGAGUCCGGACCAAGCCGCCGACUCAGAUCACCCCAGCUCGACGCACUCGGACCCGGAGUCUCUGGGCGGCGCAGACACCAAGGUUCUGGGCAGCGUUUCGGACCUGGAGCCGGUGGAGGAGGCGGACGGCGACGGCAAGGGCGGCAGCCGGGCCGCGCUCUACCCACACCCGCAGCAGCUGAGCCGCGAGGAAAAGCGCCGCCGCCGGCGCGCCACGGCCAAGUACCGCUCGGCCCACGCCACCCGCGAGCGCAUCCGAGUGGAGGCCUUCAACCUGGCCUUCGCCGAGCUCCGCAAACUGCUACCCACGCUGCCCCCGGACAAGAAGCUCUCCAAGAUCGAGAUCCUGCGUUUGGCCAUCUGCUACAUCUCCUAUCUCAACCACGUCCUGGACGUGUAGGGAGGGGGACGCCGAGGGAGGCCGCCGGUCCGGGAGACUGCCAAAGGAGACUCAUCCGGACUGCCAGGCUAGAGGUUUGCCCAGAGACACCUGAACGCAGGAGAAAGCUUUGCAGCCUGUUCUUUCUAGUCAUCAAGGCAACAGAAGAUUUCCCAGCCUGGGAGGUGGGGCUGGGUAGAAAGGCUUGCAAGAGUAUUUUCCUGGCCAGAAAAUCCUUCUGGAGGCACCUAGAAUGAGAUGCCCUGGGGCCUCCCCUGGUGUGUUAGGAUCCCCCGAGGAGGAGGAGGUGGUUGGUUGAAGCUACUGGAGGCUUUUCCUUCCCCUGUAUUUAUAUCCUACACACCUUCACGUUCUGAAAGAAUGAGGGCAGCUUAGCCCAGGCUGAUGGUUUCAAACUAUGACUAUCUGGGAUUUUUCUAACUGACAAAUCACCAAACCUUGGGGAGAAACAAAAAGAUGAAAAUCUUUUCCAUACAGAGAUUAAGACACAGAAGGGCGUACCGGCAAACUUUUUGUUACCAUGGCAAAUGAAAAAUUACAUUCUAAUCUAAAUAAAAUCCUGAAUAUUUAGUGAGGUUUAAAAAAAACACAUUCAGAACAGACAGACACACACUGUGGCAGAACCUGAGCUUGGUGAGACUUUAACCCCAAGAUAGGACAAUAAAGUAGAUAGAAAAAUCCAUAUUUAAAUGGAAAAUGUAACAUCUGAUUGCUUUUUCGGGCAAAGUGCCCCUUUAAAUAUCCAAAAACACCCCGUCUAUUUGUGACCUUAACAUGUGGACUCAUAGACGCAGUUAGAAAAAGACAACCUAUUUUUAUUUAUGUUAGAAGGAGUAGAGUAUUUUUUUCAAGACAUUUAUUUUUCAGAGUGGUGAUAAUUUUACUUUGGAUACUCUGUGCCAAUUUAUUUAUAGUCAAGUGUUUACACUUCCCCGCCCCCGUAAAAUCAUUGCCGUCUAACUCUUUAUGUGUUUGUUGAGAUUAUCUUGUGGUCUUGCCUUUUUUUUUUCCUGAUUAUAUUGCACUUGUACAAGAGAGUCCCUGCUUCCCCCUGUUUCUAAGCAUAUUUUAUAUAUCAAGAAGUCGGUUCUUUGGUUGUGAGAUCAGCAACACUAGCCCUUCACUGUUAUAGUUUUAUAAAAAGUUAAGUGUUGUUAUUCUUACCAGUAGUUUUGUCUGAAAAGUACUUUACAAACUGUUUUUAAGGAGAGUAGCUUCUUUGUGUGUGUGUGCGUGACAUUUGUGCGUGGGAUGAUUUUAGGAAAUUACAUUAUUUUCCUAAAGAAGAAACGAAAAAAGAAUUCAGAACUACUUUCCUCUGUGACAACCAAAAAGAAAAGUCUAUGACCUAGAAAUGUUUCAUGUUCUCAGCUGUGAAACUCUUAAGUAAGAGGUGUAUUUUAGAGACAAGGAAGAAAGAAGAAGAAGAAAAAACACAUCUGCUAUCCAAAGAUUUUAGUCUUUUUCAGGGUUUUUUUGUGUCUCUGUUGCUUUAUAUAAUGCAAUAUUUUGUAGUGAAAAUAGAUAUAACCUGGUUUCUACCUGACGAGUUUUUCAUAUCUCAUGACUGGUGCGCUGUUUUGCAUAUAAAUAAAGGUAUCAGAUUAAA